This is a messenger RNA of Amphibalanus amphitrite, 2775 nucleotides long. Its product is annotated as equilibrative nucleoside transporter 1-like. Gene Ontology annotation, biological process: nucleoside transmembrane transport. Bases 216 to 1922 code for a protein of 568 amino acids. Gene Ontology annotation, cellular component: plasma membrane. Lineage: Eukaryota; Metazoa; Arthropoda; Thecostraca; Balanomorpha; Balanidae. Gene Ontology annotation, molecular function: nucleoside transmembrane transporter activity. The record is from RefSeq and is a predicted model, not a curated record. The transcript has 13 exons.
CACACGGCUAGCGGGACUUGUUUUGGUGGCCGCCCAUUUGCGCCGUCUGCUGUGGUGGUGUUGGGUGCGCGGUGUUGUGCUCUCCGAUUGUGUGCGGAAGGGCUGUGACCGUGUGUAAUAACCAAAAAUAAAUCGCGUAGGGAGUGAGGUGUCCAUCCGUGGCUACCAAACUUGUCCGCAAGGUUCAGCAUUUGUAAGCAAGGAGAGUCACAAAUAUGAGAACUAAAUACGACUUGGAUGCAUCCAGAGAGGGUGACCGGAGUCAACUAUCGUCCGAGAGUCACCCGUUCGUUGACCCGGCAUCCGCGCCGCGUCCUCUGGUGUACACGCCUCGUGACGAGCCGGUCAAGCUGAGCCCCGCGUGGGAGGCUAGCAACGUUCCGCCCGAGCAGCUCAACUUUCUGGACGUGACGGCGGAGAAACUGCCGGACGACGAGCCGCCCCACGACAGCGCCAUGGUCUCCGGCGUCAGCUGCGCCGGCGGCGGCGGUGCCGAUGGCGAGGCGGCGCCGCUGGCCAGCACGGAGGACCUGAGCGGCUCGGCGCUGGGCACCCCGCGCACCCUGGUGCGUCAGCAGCCGCCCAGCCGGCCGCCGGGGCCGGCUGCGCGCGGCAGGGACGUCUCCAAGCGCAUCUACGAUCAGAUGCGUCUCGGAGAGGUGGAGCAGCUGGAGCUACAGGAGGAGCCGACCGACUCAUGUUCGCUGAUCUACCUGGUGUUCGUUCUUCACGGUAUCGGCACGCUGAUGCCAUGGAACAUGUUCAUCACGGCCAAAGACUACUUCGUCAACUACAAGCUGUCGGAGGCUCACACGGGCGUCGUCUCCGAGUACGCCACCAACUUCCUGCCGUAUGUCGGCUUCGCUUCUCACAUCCCCAGUGUGCUGAUCAACUGGAUCAACGUCUUCGCCAGGAUGGGAGGCUCGCUGGCCCGGCGGAUCAUCUGGAGUCUGUGCGUCAUCACCAUGGUGUUCAUCUUCACCGUGAUACUGGCCAUGGUGGACUCGAGUCGGUGGCCGGGACCCUUCUUCUUCACCACAAUUACAUCCGUGGUCAUACUCAACGUGGCGAACGGCAUCUACCAGAACUCCGUGUACGGCCUGGCGGCGCGACUCCCCUUCCGCUACACCGGAGCCGUGGUGCUCGGAUCGAACAUUAGCGGCACGGUGACGGCGCUGAUCAAGAUUCUGUCGAUCGCGAUGGCACCGAACCCGCGGACUGCUGCGAUUUACUACUUUAUAACGGCGCUGUUCAUUCUGCUCGCCUGUUUCGACACCUACUUCGCCCUGCCGCUCAGCAGGUUCUACCGGUACCACAAGCUGAAGUCGCUGCGGGCGGGCAGUGAGGCUCACGGUCCCUCCACCGCCGUGCCCUACUGGCACAUCUUCAAGAAGGCGUUCCCGCAGCUAUUGAACGUGUUCCUCGUCUUCUUCGUCACACUGUCCGUGUUCCCGACGGUGCUGGCAGAUAUCAACAUGGUGGACGAGGACUUCUUCGUCCCGAAGCAGUACUUUGCCGCCGUGUUGUGUUUCUUCACCUUCAACUUCACGGCUAUGCUAGGCAAUCUGAUGCCCAAUCUGUUUGUGAUGCCGACGCCGCGCUGGCUGUGGCUGCCGGUGGUGCUGCGGUUCGCCUUCAUCCCCUACUUCGUGCUCUGCAACUACCUACCGGUGCACGUGGAGCGUGUGACGCCCGUCUACAUCAACAACGACUGGGCCUACUGGGGCAUGGUGGUGCUGCUCGGCCUCAGCUCGGGAUACUUCUCGUCACUGGGCAUGAUGUACUGUCCCAGGACGGUGGAGCCGCAGUUUGCCUCCACGGCCGGUAUGUUCGGCGCCGCCGCGCUCGUCACGGGCGUCUGCUUGGGAGUACAGUUCUCGCUGGUGCUCUCCUGGUUCGUCCAAAACGUCAACUUUGCGUAGUCACGGCCGUGAGUGGCGACAUCUAUCCAAGAUGACGCGCGGUGGCAAAACGCCUUUGCGCUGGCGGUGAUCUUUACACAAGACGCUUCCUGUCGACAGCUGCCAGCAACCAGUCAUAAGCUCCUCGCAGUGGUGUGCUUGCCUUUGAAGAGGACACUCAUGCCCUCGUGGACUCGGCAGCCUUGCAGAAGUGGGCAUACGGCACCUCGCUGGUGUUUUUCAAAGCCACGAAGCUUUGAUGAUGAGUGGCGAAGUGUUUCAUGCAUGGGAGGUGCCGCCAGCGCCCAUUUGAGUCUCCUAUAACAUGGCCCUUGCGGUCUGACUUUUGCGCUCUUCUGACGGGGCAGCGAACUUACGCCACCCAGCGCGGAGUACCGCGUAACCGUAGUGCAAUUACCGAGUGAUUGGCGCCUCGAGACGACGCCGUAUGGCGGAUACAGCCGAGUGAGACUUUUGUUUGACGUUGCGGCGAGGAACGUCUCUGACUCGGGCGGAUCUCGGCCCUCGGGCCUUCCGCCGCAGGGCAGCUACGGCAAGUCAUUGGUGCGUGUGUGACGCGUGUUUACAGACACGUUUGUUGUGCUCGGUGGAGUGUUUCUGUUGUUUUGUGAGGGGCUCUGUUCGUAUGGGCCCGGACGCGCUGCGUGCGUUAUCUUUCUGUUACUCAAUCGGCGCGCGGAGCUGAUGCGACUGCCUGUUUCGCUGUUGUUUUGUUCUAUGUCGGUGGCCGCUGAGUACCGGUGCCUUGUGACGUUUGGUCUCGGGUAUGGAGGCUCGCGACUGGCCGCUUCCACGCGACUCGUGUUGUAUGGAUGUGGCGUUUCUGUACGGAAUAUCAAGACGUUUCUACAAA